AUGGACGUCGAUUUAGAUUUUUGUUUGAAGCGUUUUGCUAAUGAACAAUUGGACGAUAAUAUCAAGGAAGUUGCUCAACUUCAACGUAAAAUAAAAACAAUGCGUACUAAACUUACAGAAAUAUCACAAGAAGAUGAUAAAGCAAUAUGUCAACAAGAAAAUAUACUUGCGGAUAAUUUCUCAAAUGAUCUUAAUAAAAAUAAUAUAGCUAUUAGUACAACACGUCAAAUGAUUGAAAAUGAAUUUCGAAAAGCUCUUGAUGAUAUUAAAAUUGAUAUUGAUAUUAUAGCUCAAAUACCAAUAAUGAGAAAUAAUAAUCGAGAAAAUAAUGAAGAAAUACGAAUGGCUAGUAAUAAAAUACGUCAACAAAUUAUAAAUAUUGAUAGUGAAUUAACUCAUUUAUUUAAUAUGAUAGAUUCUAACAAUUCUAUUCAUUCUUGUUCUCGAGUUUUAAUAUGGUUUCGACAACAUUAUGGAUAUAUAAAUGAACUCAAUCGAAUAAUCGGUAAAAAUACUAAUUCUGGUGAUCUAUUUGCUUUUUCUGAGAAAAGUCCACUUAUGCAUUGGGUUAUGGAACGUGCACCACUUUGGAUUCGUCGUCAGAAACUUAUCGUUAAAUUUAUUCAUGAAAUGGAUGAAGAUUCAAUUACUAGUAAACAUCUAAUUGAUUCUCUUAAUCGCACAACAGAUACAUCUAAUGCAACUAAAUUUAUUCAACAUUAUAUUCAAGAUCGACAAGAAGCAAGACGUCAUCGAAGAGAACAAUUAUUACACAAACUGGAAAUUAAACUUGAAGAACAACUUGUCGAACAGCAAACACGAGCAACUGAAUUAGUUAGUGCAUUAUGUCAAUUAUCUGCACGUUUAUUAAGUGAAUUUCAAUUGAAUAUGAAACUUAAAAAAGUACUCCAUCAAGUAGAAACAUCCAAACAAAUUGUACCUAUUCUAAUAGAUCAUAAUGAAGAAAAAAAAGUUGAUUUUUUAUUGAUUAUACGUCUUGAGGGUAACUACAACAUAUGGACAUCGAAUAAAAAUUCUAUUCAAGAACGAUUCUGUUCGGCAUUCUGUAGAAUCAUGCAAGUAUCAACUGAUUCUCUUAGAAUUGAUCAUAUUGAAGAAAGUGGUGUCAUUCUUCAUCUUAUGGUUCAUGCACCUUAUGGUCCAUUCGUUAUCAAACAAAUAUCUGGACGUGGAAAAGAUAAUGAAUUUUCUACGUUAAAUAUUCAAACUAUUCAGAAAUGUUGUGCAAAAUUUGGUAGUCAAAUACAUUCAAUUGUUUUAGGUGAAUGUACUUUACCUAUUGAAAAGUGUUUGAUGGAUUUCAAAUGGAAUAAAAUGCGUAUUAAUGAUAAUCGAUUAACUGAUAAUACUUAUGGAUUUGAUUCAUUCGAUCAAGAAAAUAAAGAAUCUGUAUGUCCACAAGGUUGGAAACGAAUCGGUAUUAAAGUGGCAGAAAAUGAUGCAGACUUCGAUGUUCAAUGGGGUUCAUGGCAUAUUGCCUAUCAUGGUACACAAGGUUCCUAUGCACCAUUUAUUUUAUCAUCAGGCUUACGCGUAUCAACUGAACAAUAUUUUAUAUCUAGAAAUCAUCAAACCAUUUGUUUAUCACCAAGUAUUGAAUAUGCGGCUCAUCCACGGCAUACUCGUCUAUGGAGAAAUAUUCCAAAUGAUGGUGAAAAAUAUCGAUAUUAUCAACUCGUAUUUCAAUGUCGUGUUAAUCCAGCUGUAAUAGAUGAUCCUAAACCUGAAACAUUACUUCAAGAUAUUCACAAAACUACGCGUAUCGAUAACGAUAUUCCUAAUGAAGAACUCGAAUGGAUUAUACAAGCUACACAAGAACGUAUUCGUAAUUAUAUUGUUUGUUAUGGUCUUAUGAUUCGAGUGAUUGAUUGUGAACCGAGUGAUCUUCCGAUCUUAAAUUGGUGGAAGAAUACACAUUACAAUGAAUAUUGA
Messenger RNA from Rotaria sordida, 1953 nucleotides. The record is from the annotation of a GenBank genome assembly. Lineage: Eukaryota; Metazoa; Rotifera; Eurotatoria; Philodinida; Philodinidae.